This is a messenger RNA of Aplosporella prunicola CBS 121167, 1562 nucleotides long. RefSeq lists its product as uncharacterized. Gene Ontology annotation, molecular function: heme binding; monooxygenase activity; iron ion binding. The coding region runs from base 1 to 1539 and encodes 512 amino acids. NCBI's taxonomy places the organism in Eukaryota, Fungi, Ascomycota, Dothideomycetes, Botryosphaeriales, Aplosporellaceae. The transcript has 3 exons. The record is from RefSeq and is a predicted model, not a curated record.
AUGGAACUUUCAGUACUUACAAUCGUUGUUGUCUCUGGGGUACUCGUCGCUCUCUUCCUCCAUUCCCUUACUCAAAAGCGCCGCCGGGAUCCGCGAGAGCCACCCGUGGUUCUACCCAGUAUUCCUAUUAUUGGUCAUGCUGUUGAACUUAUUCGUCAUGGCAUUCCGUACUACACGAAACAAAGUGCCAAACACCCGGAUCUUGUGAUUUACAGCAUGGAUAUGAUCACCAACAGGGCGUACAUUGUAAAUUCCCCAACGUUAGUUGCGGCUGUCCAGCGUAAUCAUCGGAUCAUCUCUUUCGACCCUUUUCUUACCGUUGCUGCCAACCGAAUGGCAGGUAUCGAAGGACAUGGGCUUGAACUGCUCCGAGAAGAACAAAAUGGUGGUCAAGGGCUCAACAACAAGGUGCUACAUUCAAUGCACCCAGCUCUUCUCGGCACUGGACUUGAUCGCAUGAAUGAAAAGAUGAUCAAGUUCCUCAAGACAUCGAUGGAUGAGCUUGCAUCGCGCAGCAACGCUUUUGAUCUCCAUAUGUGGUGUCGUCAUGCCAUUAGCGUUGCCAGCACAGAUGCCGUGUACGGGAAGCUAAACCCUUAUACGGACCGAGAAAUUGUAGACGCGCUUUGGACAUAUGAGUCGAACCUCAGCCCUCUGCUGGUUAAUGUCUUCCCAAGCAUCACUGCCCGUAAUCCGUUGAAAGCAAGAGAGCGGCUGGUAAAUGCCAUCGUCAAGUAUUAUGAAGCAGGCGGUCAGCAUGAUUCUUCAGAACUUGCAUACAGCCGUUGGAAAAUGCAGCACGAUGGUGGCGCAACUACCAAAGACAUCGCCAAGCUGGAAGCUGCCGUGGGGAUCGGUAUCUUAUCGAACACGGUGCCGUCGACGUUCUGGACCAUUUUCGACAUAUUCUCACGUCCAGAAUUGUUGGAUGAGAUUCGAGACGAGGUUCGUGCCAAAGCUUUAAGGGUUAAAGAGGGUAUACACAUUGUGGACCUUGCGGCAAUCAGGAAUGAGUGCAAGCUCCUAGUGUCGUCAUACCAGGAGACGCUGCGAACAAGAUCGAAUAGUGCGACGACGCGCAUUGUGACCAAGGACAUGAUGCUUAACGACGAAUGGGUGCUCAAGCAAGGGUCAGUGUUGCAGAUGCCGGCUCCAACGGUCAAUCGCCACGGGUCGGCGUGGGGAGAUGAGUCAAGCGAGUUCAACCCACGACGUUUCCUCAAGGGAGAGCAGAAAGACGUGAAGAGGGCGACAGCCUUUCUCUCGUUCGGGGCUUCUCCUCACAUCUGCCCGGGUCGACAUUUUGCUACUGGUGAGAUAUUGUCGCUGACAGCCAUGAUGGUCCUCCGCUACAACCUGGCGCCACGAGAUGGCUCGUGGAGGAAACUGAAGCUGAACGCGUGGGCUAUCGCCGCUUCAAUGACGCCACCCGCGGAGAGCUUCGAGGUGACGGUAGAGGAGCGCGAGGAGUAUAAAGGUAAAAAGUGGGAUUUCCAAGUGACGGAAGGACAAGGCAAGUUCGGGUUGGUUGUUGGGUAGAGCGAGAUGCAGACAAUGACAAG